Vitis vinifera (wine grape) is the source of this 1917-nucleotide messenger RNA. RefSeq lists its product as uncharacterized. The record is from RefSeq and is a predicted model, not a curated record. Gene Ontology annotation, molecular function: zinc ion binding. Lineage: Eukaryota; Viridiplantae; Streptophyta; Magnoliopsida; Vitales; Vitaceae. The transcript has 6 exons. Bases 1 to 1917 code for a protein of 638 amino acids.
AUGACAUUUGAAGAAUUCACUCAGAAGGUCUUAGAAAAAUUCGACAUUUCCCUUCAUGUGAGGAGGAUGCACUACACCCUCAAGUUUAACCCUAGAGUCAUCCAAGAUUUAGAAGAUGAGGAUGACUUGGAUAACGUGGUUUCCCACAGUGAUGACUAUGCAAAUGUGUACAUAGUCGAGUCACCCGGUGUGGAAGCCAUAGAGGCAAAUAUACCGAAUACACAGUUGGCACUUGGAGGUCCACAUCCUACGUUUCCUUCGUCUAAUGCAUCAUGCAAUGCAAAUCCUAAUACUAUGAUGUUAUCAAGAGGUUUUGCAUCGCAUUGUGCAGAUAGUGAGUACACCCCUUUGGAAUCGAAUCGGUUUCGUGAGGCAAUAUUAGGUUCCGGACAUACAUUUAAGAAUGCAGAUGAGUUUCAGAAUGCAAUAUACCAAAUGUCAUUAGCUGGAAGGUUUCAAUACAAGUACAAGAAAAAUUCACCCACUCAUAUGUCAGUAAAGUGUUCGGUUGAGGAUUGUCCUUGGAAGAUAACAGCUCAUGCUGUUGAAGGAAAUGAAAUAUUGCGAGUUUAUACUUACCAAAGAGGUGUUGUUGUUGUUGAAGACGUGUUUAGAACAACUCCGGAAUACCUUCCUCGACAAAUUUGCAAGGAUUUUGAACGUGAUCAUGAAGUUCAAUUGACUUAUAACCAAGCAUGGCAUCUUAAAGAGAAGGCAAAAGAGCGUGUAUAUGGAUCUCCACGUGCGUCCUACGCGUAUUUGCCUUGGUUAUGCCAUAGGCUAAGGGAAAUUAACCCUGGAACUAUUGCCGAGUACACUUCUCAUGAAGGUCACUUCAAGCAAUUGUUCAUUGCCCAUGCAUUUUCAAUUCAAGGGUUCACCAUGGGGUGUCGACCGGUAUUGGCUAUUGAUUCUUGCCACCUAAGUGGUCCAUACAAAGGAGCUCUUUUGUCUGCCAUUGCAUAUGAUGCAGAUGAUGGAAUGUUCCCUCUAGCCUUGGGUGUGGUUGGUUCAGAAAAUUAUGAGGAUUGGCAAAACAUUAGUGGAAAGAAAGGGAAAGAAGAUGCUUUGUUGCUUUUAGACAACAUUGCAUAUGCUCGGUUGGAUAUAGACUACAAUGAGGCGUUUGAAAAACUUGUGCAUUUUAAUGGCGACCUAGCAAGGUGGGUUGCGGAGAAUAGUCCGGAGCAUUGGGCGAUGUCAAAGUUCCUUAAAAAACGUUGGGAUAAAAUGACAACUAAUAUUGCAGAGUCCUUCAAUGCGUGGUUAAGAGAGGAACGACACCAAACAAUUUAUACGUUGUUGAUGAUGCACAUGGAUAAGCUUGUAGCCAUGUUGGACACCCAUAUGCAUGGUACAGAUAAGUGGAAGAGCGUGGUUGGACCCAAAACAAAGGAAAAGCUAAUGUCAAAUAUCAUGAUAUCUGCUCCGAUUACUGUGAUGCCCUAUUUGGGUGGGACGUUCAAGGUUUUUACUGGAGAUGUUUAUUUGGUUGUGGAUAUGCAGCAACAUAAGUGUACAUGUCUAACAUGGAAAAUGUCUGGGUUGCCAUGUCCACAUCAAUGUACUUCCCCUGGUGGAAACCUUGCUCCAAUUCGAGCUCAGAUGGUUGUCUUGAGCCGUCCCCAGCGUCUUACCCCUAAUGAAGAAGGUAGAGGAACAAUUCAUGAAGAUGAUAGUGCCAUAAAUCGUAGAGUUAGUAGGCGUAUAAGUAAUGCUACACAAGAAAGAGAUAUUGAUUCCCGUCAUGAAGGUAAGACUCUUGGAACAAUUUUUCAAGCUCUAGAAGUGAUGAUGGUGAUAAUGGGAGCAGUAGGCGGGGUAGUGGCACUAGUAGGGACAAUAGAGGAGUUGGUGGCACUAGUGAAGGUACUGGAGGAGAUGGUAGCACUGGUGGCGGUUAUGUUAGCCAAGUAG